This is a messenger RNA of Lactuca sativa (garden lettuce), 1120 nucleotides long. Its product is annotated as leucine-rich repeat protein 1. The record is from RefSeq and is a predicted model, not a curated record. NCBI's taxonomy places the organism in Eukaryota, Viridiplantae, Streptophyta, Magnoliopsida, Asterales, Asteraceae.
UCAUUUGUAUUCUCUUCCCUGCUACUUUGGUCAAAAGCGAGUCCAAUACCUAUCGAUCGACCCACCCACCCAACCACUCAGAUUCAUCAUUGACCGACUCCGAUACAUCAUCAUAAAUCAACGCAAACCAAACCCUCUUUCUCUAACCCUCCCUUGCAAAACUAGUAAUCGGUUUCUUGUUCAAACCCUCGUCAAUCGAAAUUACUAAGGGGGAAGAACUUAGCACCAUCAUAUCAUGGCUUGGGGCACCUUAGUUGCUUUGGUAAUCGUAUUAGUAGCAGCGGCAGAGUUUACAUCGACGGUUAGUGGAAAUUCUGAAGGGGACGCGCUUUACGCCCUUCGCCGGAGCUUAAACGAUCCCGAUAAAGUACUUCAGAGCUGGGAUCCUAAUCUUGUUAGUCCCUGCACCUGGUUUCACAUCACCUGCAAUCAAGACAACCACGUUACUCGUGUGGAUCUUGGAAAUUCAAACUUGUCUGGCCAUCUUGUACCUGAACUAGGAAAGCUUGAACAUCUACAGUAUCUGGAGCUUUACAAAAAUACCAUUCAGGGUACAAUUCCUGCAGAAAUCGGUAACUUGAAGAGCCUCAUAAGCUUGGAUUUGUACAACAACAAUAUCUCUGGCAAAAUUCCACCUUCACUCGGGAAAUUGAAAUCUCUAGUGUUCUUGCGUCUUAAUGAUAAUCAUCUAACUGGAAGAAUCCCUAGGGAACUUGUUGGUGCUUCAAGCUUGAAAGUUGUGGAUGUAUCGAAUAAUAACCUAUGUGGAACAAUUCCUACCACUGGUCCAUUUGAACACAUCCCUUUGAACAACUUUGAAAACAAUCCUCGUUUGGAAGGGCCAGAGUUGAUGGGACUUGCAAGUUAUGAUACAAACUGCUCUUAAAGAGUGUUGUUACUUGAUGUUAAGUUUGAACCCAUGGUGAGUUGCAAGAACAACAUAUGGUUGGUUAGUUUGUUAUAUUUUGUGUAAAAUUAUGUUAUGUUUGUAUGGGUGUCUGUGGUCUUGAAAAAUAUAAAAUAUUUGGUUAUAACCAAUGGAAGUUGUAUAACCUUAAACAUGUGUGUGUGUGUGUGUGACUGAGUUUCGGCUAUAAACUUGUUUCCCCAUAUUUUGUGA